UUGGAGGGUGAGUCUGCUUGUGCAAAGUAGCAUGAGAUCAUCAUUGUACAUCUUUUUGCAUUUCACGUGACAUGGGAGCCUUUGUUAAGCCCAGUGGCUUGGGACACAAUAAAUAGCAGGCAGCACAAACCACCUGCCAGGUUUUACACACACACACACACACACACACACACCUACACAGGCUGCAACAUGGGGAUCCGUAUCGAAUUGGAGAUUUUGGCAGUUCUGCUGUUACUGACCCCCAUUGCGAGUGAUGGUUCUCUGAUGUCCAAGUGCGAGCUGGUGAAUCAACUAAUGUCGAUUAUACCUGCAGAUGUGACGGACCGUGAAAACCUAGUGGCAAAGAUCGUGUGCCAUGCCGAGGAGACUUCUGGUUUUGACACCAGCACCGUCAACCAAGUCAAUCCACUGGAUCUCGUUGGAAGGCGCAAGACCAGAGCUGCCCCCAUUUCUACCCGUCCCCCUAAAACCACUAACCCCCCUCCUAAAUCUGCCACCAGCCCACCUCCUAAAUCCUCCACUAGCCCACCUCCUAAAUCCGCCACUAACCCCCCUCCGAAAUCCUCCACUAGCCCACCUCCUAUAUCCGCCACCAACCCACCUCCUAUAUCCGCCACCAACCCACCUCCUAAAUCUGCCACUAGCCCACCUCCGAAAUCUGCCACUAGCCCACCUCCGAAAUCUGCCACUAGCCCACCUCCUAUAUCCGCCACCAACCCACCUCCUAAAUCCGCCACCAACCGCCCUCCUAAACUCACCACUAGCCCCCCUCCUAAAUCCGCCACUAACCCCCCGCCUAACACCACACAGAUGCCUAAAGCCCAACCCAGAACUCCAUUGCCAAAGCUUCCUAGUACAACUCAUGAGCCCAUGUUCAACGAGACCGAGAAUCCAAUCGCCCCCCCACCCAACUCUUUGAAUACUGAGAAUGAAAUGAAUGAUGCGUACCCACCACUUCCUCCCGAUUUCAAUUCCACAUACAUGAAUCACAGUCAAAAAAGAGGCGUCAAUGGACUGUGGACCCUAUACGGAGUGUUCCAGUUGGCUGAUCGUGUCGCCUGCACCUCGUCCAAAGACCUCUCCGUGAACAUCUGCAACAUGGACUGCAGUAAGCUGACCGAUGAUGACCUGACUGAUGACAUCAACUGUGUCUUGACCAUCAUUAACAGCAAGCCCACCAGGAAGGGAAUUCCUGGCAGACAGGAAGAGGCUAACAAGCUCAUCAGGAUCAUGAAAGACAUUCUCAUGAACACUUGUGCCAACCAGGACUACUCUCAGUACCUCGCUAACUGUAUUGCUCCAUAAUCGCAACACGCUACACCUGAUCAGACCCUCAGCUGUCUUCUUUGCCAGAGAUGGGGCUAUUCUGGGCUUCUCUUAUCUUCUCUGAACGAAUCUAAAUCCUUCUGCAAAUUGUAUGACUGUAGUAAGGCUUUUAAAUGACUGUAUGUUGGUCUGGCUUGCUCGAGUUACUUGUUGGAGAAUUGUUCAGGUGCAAUAUUAUCAAGUCAAGCCUUUUACUGUGAGCACUGAUGUAAGAAUGUCGAUGGUAGGGAGGUAGACUUACUCAGAAAUCAAAUACUAUUUUUAUUUUCAAACAGCUGAUUGUUUUAAUGCAUGCUUUGAAAAGGAAAAAAAAAGAGAAAGGUUUAAUAAUCCUGCUAUGAUAGCAGAGAUGAAUAUAUUUAGAUUAGUAGGUUUAAUAUAUUUUAUUAUAUCAUUUCAUUUCACUGGGAAAAGGAUGUCUUUCACAUUGCCUAAACAGGAUAAUAAAUUUUGCUGAGUAGAUAUCCAAGUAAAUGUUCCUCUUGCCUUGUAUUUCAUUCUCAGACUGUUUAAUUUAACAAUUUACCACAGCAGAACUUAUUAGCAUGAUACAACAGCCGAUUAAGUUUAAUAACAUCGGACAGUUCAGUGAGCACCAUUCGGAGGACUGGUAUACACGCCAUUCAUCCUAACAAAUCUGACCCAAACACCAAUCUAUAUAGUCUUAACUAGACUUUUCAAACGA
Messenger RNA from Ictalurus furcatus (blue catfish), 2011 nucleotides. RefSeq names its product circumsporozoite protein-like. Lineage: Eukaryota; Metazoa; Chordata; Actinopteri; Siluriformes; Ictaluridae. The transcript has 5 exons. The record is from RefSeq and is a predicted model, not a curated record. Bases 190 to 1305 code for a protein of 371 amino acids.